This is a messenger RNA of Protopolystoma xenopodis, 672 nucleotides long. Lineage: Eukaryota; Metazoa; Platyhelminthes; Monogenea; Polystomatidea; Polystomatidae. The record is from the annotation of a GenBank genome assembly.
UCUAAUUCCGUUGAGUAUUGCAGAUCGGGAUUGCUAUUCCUAUGCGAACUGGUCACCCGUUACCGUCCAUUUGGCUCAAAUCCCAUUUUGGAGGUGCUCAACUCUUCACGAAAACCGUUACCCUCAAAAAUACCGCCUAACCAGGCUGAGCAAGUAUUGGUUGUCAAGACUUCUUUACCUGAUGUUGCGGUAUCUGAGACUAAUGCCGAACAGAUGAGCUCUCCAGUUUCUUUGGAAUCAUCGCAAUCCGCCCUUAUCUCGACCUCGACGACUUCCAGCACAAUCACAGCCUCCAGAUCGACUUGUUCUGAAGGCCCGAAUGCUGAUGGCAAGUCCUUCUCAGACUCUGAGGCCACGAAGCAAGCACAGUUGCCAUUGCAGCCACUUGCAAAUGCAUUUAUCGGUCUCAUUCGCCGCAUCGUCUUCAUUACCGCCUCGAACACUCAUCUAGCCCUACCGAAUCUGUUGGCGCUUAAGCAAAUAGUGAUACCUCUUAUGAAUGAUGGAAAACCGGUCCCUUGCUUCGGUGGUUCGGUCCCAGUUGAGAGUCGCUUCCCCGAUGAGGGGCUCAGAUUGCUCUUUCAGACUUGUCUGAAGCUGUUGCUGGCUAUGUCACCUCUGGUCAAGGAUAUUGCUUUACGAGGUUGGUGCUUGAUCAUUGAGAUCUGUUAA